UGGUGCGUGGCCAGGUUCCCUUCCUUUGGGCUCGCACGCUCGCAGCAGCGGCGCUGCUGAAUCCAGCUGUGUGCCACACUCCAGGAUCUGCUCCUGCCUGCAUCACUGGGAUCUGCUGAGCCCACACACACAGGAGGCUUUUGGAGGCAUCUCCAGGGUGGAGAAGCACAGGUGCAGCUGUGUUGAAGAGGGGCUGAAGAUGGAUUGUUGCUGGUGGGCUCAGUCCCUUCCAGCCAGGGACUGUGUCCGUCCCGUGGGGAAGGUGUAGGCAGCGUCUGGAAUGGGGUGCCAGUGCCAGCCUGCUCUGGCCAGCCUCUGGACAUGAGGAUGUGGCUGCUGUUCAAGGGCAUCCCCUGAUGUGCCCGCAGUACAGGCACUCCUGGAUGCACAGGAUCACAACCAAAGGGACACAGAAGUCCUGGACACCCUGCUCUGUGUGGACUGACCUGAGCUCUCUGCCUUUGUAGCUGACCAGGGCUUCACCUGAAGAUUUUUAAACUGACAUCAGAAUUGCUGAUCAGACUGGCACUAUGUGGGCGAGCUGCUGUAACUGGUUCUGUGUGGACGGCUCCCCCGAGGAGAUGCAGCCGCCGCCGGCAGCCCAGGCCUACUCCAACCCUGGCUACAGCUCCUUCCCCUCUCCCACGGCCUCUGAGCACAGCUGCAAAGCCUGUGGGAGGCACUUCGACAGCUCCUCCAGCAAGCACAUCUGCUUGGACUGCAAGAAGAACUUCUGCACAUCCUGCUCAAACCAGCCCGAGGGUGGGCCCCUGCUCUGCCACCUCUGCCAGCGCUUCCGAGCCACGGCCUUCCAGCGGGAGGAGCUGAUCAAGAUGAAGGUGAAGGAUCUGCGAGAUUACUUGGCCCUCCAUGAGAUUUCCACAGAGUUCUGUCGUGAAAAGGAGGACCUGGUAUUCCUGAUCCUUGGCCAGCAGCCUGCAAUUACCCAGGAAGAUCAGAUAAGAACAAACACAUUUAAUAGCAGUGCUCGUGAACAGCAGGACUUUGUGAGUCACCCCCCAACCAACCUGGCCUCUCCUACCUCACACGAUGAGUCCUCAGUGUCUGCAGAUCCCAUCUCAAGUUCAGAAGCUCAGGAACACCAACAGGCCAAUGGUCAUGUGCCUCCGAGCCCAGCCUGUGGAACAGCAGCUGAGAAUGCAGCAGAAGAAGCAGCAGCAGAGGAUGAGAUACAGUCCAGUGACUCCGAGGAUAACCUGGUGCUGGGCAGGAAGGCCUCCCUGUCUGACCUGACGAGCGUCGGGGACAUCAACGCGCUCUCCGUGCGGCAGCUCAAGGAGAUCCUCGCCCGCAACUUCGUCAACUACAAAGGCUGCUGUGAGAAGUGGGAGCUGCUCGAGAGGGUCACGCGCCUCUACAGAGAGAAGGACCUUCAGCAUCUAGUUUUGGACACUGACGAUCAAACUGGUGCUGCUGGGCCCCCCAGCAGCGAGGACAACCUGUGCAGGAUCUGCAUGGACGCUGCCAUCGACUGCGUGCUGCUGGAGUGCGGGCACAUGGUGACGUGCACCAAGUGCGGCAAGCGCAUGAGCGAGUGCCCCAUCUGCCGCCAGUACGUCAUCAGGGCCGUGCACGUCUUCAGGACAUAGAGCUGCCUCUGGCCUCAGGGCUGCUGUGCCUUACAGCCUCGUGCUCUUGGGGAAAGGGCCAACAUCCCUGCCAACAGCUACCUUGAUUAGUGUGGACCCUGCUGCAAGAGGGAAAGAGGAAGCCUGGGGAAAGUGCUCUGCUCAAGCCGUGCCCGGCUCUGCUCAUCGCAGCAUCGUGCUUUACACCACAGUGCCUGGACUCCUUGGAGCUCAUUGCCAGCAAUCAUUAACCACCUCCAUCCUAGGAUCGUUUGAGGACAGAUGGAUGCCCAGCUUUCCACCAGGAAGAUCAGCUCCAGAGGCUUUGUAUUUCCCUCUGAAUAAUAAAGUGAACUGGGGUCUCAAAAAGUGUCCUUUGUUUUGCUGCUCAGGCUCUGCCCAGCAACAACUUGAUUUUCGAAGAUUAAAAUCUCACUGUGCUUGUUAAUUUAACUUUUUUUUAAAUUUAAUGUAAAAUUGUUGUGCUUGCAGGACAGGCAGACCCUCCCUGCUUUCCCUAAUUCCAGCCUAGUGCAAUUGUGGAAAAAUGUGUAAUUUUGUAUCAAGGUUGUCUUUGUAUUAUUGAAAACUGUCGGGGAGGGAGGCUGGGAAGGCUCAGCCUUGCCCUGUCUGCUGGGUUUUUGUUUCUGUGCCAGAGGGAGGUUUCUGGUUUGUUUUUGUCGACUUUGACUUCACAGCACGUGCCAGGGGUGGGGCUCAGACUGAACUGCCCCCACUUGACCAUGGAGCUGUAAAUCCACGGCUUGAGUCUUGCCCAGGCUUUAGUGAGGAACCACAGAGCUGCAUAGUGAGGACUGCAUUGCUACACAAUCAUAUUUAAGUACAGGUGACUUUUUCUUUUUUUAGAAGGGACUAAUGGAAGAAAGCCUUUGUCUCCCUUGGCUCCAUGAGCAAUCUCCACUGCAGAUCAGCUUCCCCCAUCCUCCCCAGGGCUGUUUCACAGUUCUGUUACCUUGCACUGCUUACCAAAAGCAGUUUUGUCCUUUCUGCUGGUGAGGGUGGGGAGAGGCUGUGGCCUGAUCCCUGACAGCUCUCCUGGCACUGUGCUCAGCUGGAGGAGACUUGCUAGAGGAGUAGUCUGGCAGUUCCUGCUGGAGGUGACUAACUGGUGUAUUUUCCCCUCAGGGUCCAUCAGCAGGGCACUGUGCCCUCCCUGCAGGGCAGCUGAGGCUGUCCUGGCUGCUCUGGGCCAGGGCUGGCUCUGUGCUCCAGCCUGGCUGCCAGCAGGGACCGGCACAAAGGCAGAGGGGCUCUGCAGUGACACCCUCAGCUCCUGGGGCACUGAAGUGCAGCUGAGGGACAGCAGCAGAGCUCCUGGGCAGUGGCAGUGCUGGCAGCAGCACACGGACCUGCUGUGCUCUGCACAGGGGCAGUUCCAGCAGCAGAGCUCCUGUGCAGUGGCAGCAGCACACGGACCUGCUGUGCUCUGCACAGGGGCAGUUCCAGCAGCAGCAGCUCAGCUGCAGGGUCUUUGCUCUGGGAGCUGCAGCCAAAAGAGCACCUGGGAUGAGAAAUCCAUGGCUCAGGAGGCAGCAGGAGGGAGCCAGGAAUCUCUCACUGAGCUGAUCUCAGAAUUCCACAAAACUGCAGCAGCUGCUGCUGACUGAACUCAGCAUUCUGAGUCCUACCUCUGUCCCAGGUCAGGCUGUUCUUUAAUCUGAAGGUUGAACAGAUCCAGCAGGAGAACAAAGUGAACAAGUCAGUGCAUCCUGACAGAGAAAGGGCAGGUAAGAAGUGACUCUGUUUGCUCUGGAGAGAGCACUGGGACCUGGAGGAGCUGCAGGAAUACACCAUGUGCUGAACAGCCUCUUUGAGGAAAUCCACUGUGAAAAUUCAUGUCGUAUUUUUCAGUAAACUCAGGGCUGGGGGAAUGUAGCAGGAAGAUGAUUCCCCUAUGGACAGAUGUGCUUUCCUUGUAGAGGGUAGGCUUAUUUUCUACAGCAGUUAAAUCAAGCUGCAGGUAAUGCCUGAAAUUUUAGGGAUGAGAAGAUCCAACCACCCUGAAUUCCAAAAUGUGCUUUGUGAAGGGAGGACUCUUCUUGUUUCCCUUGUAAAAAUGGAUUCUCUACUUAUGGAUAUGAGUGAGUUAUUUUUAAAGGAAAAUCAAAACCUGGAGGAAACUGAUUAAUGAUCCAAAGGAAUAUAAUGUUCUGAACUAAUAAAGUAAAUGGAAAUAUUUAUGUGCUUUAUGUACACUGUACAUUGUUUAAAGAUUUUAAAACUUAAUAUUCUACUUGAAAGGGCAUGUUAUUCACUAUUAAAUCCUCUGGUACUACGACAGUUCAACUUACUAGUUUUGGUACAGAAGUUUGGUUUAUAAUUUUAUAAUAAAGUUGAAUUGUGAUUUA
This is a messenger RNA of Passer montanus (Eurasian tree sparrow), 3958 nucleotides long. It is a transcript of the gene RFFL, whose product is annotated as ring finger and FYVE like domain containing E3 ubiquitin protein ligase. Gene Ontology annotation, biological process: proteasome-mediated ubiquitin-dependent protein catabolic process; protein K48-linked ubiquitination; negative regulation of extrinsic apoptotic signaling pathway via death domain receptors. Gene Ontology annotation, molecular function: ubiquitin protein ligase activity. The transcript has 7 exons. Lineage: Eukaryota; Metazoa; Chordata; Aves; Passeriformes; Passeridae. The coding region runs from base 531 to 1610 and encodes 359 amino acids. The record is from RefSeq and is a predicted model, not a curated record. Gene Ontology annotation, cellular component: cytoplasm; plasma membrane.